Messenger RNA from Ostreococcus tauri, 969 nucleotides. RefSeq names its product P-loop containing nucleoside triphosphate hydrolase. Gene Ontology annotation, biological process: sulfation. The transcript has a single exon. The coding region runs from base 1 to 969 and encodes 322 amino acids. Gene Ontology annotation, molecular function: sulfotransferase activity. Gene Ontology annotation, cellular component: cytoplasm. The record is from RefSeq and is a predicted model, not a curated record. Lineage: Eukaryota; Viridiplantae; Chlorophyta; Mamiellophyceae; Mamiellales; Bathycoccaceae.
AUGCCGCGCGGAUGGACGAAGACGCGCGCGUACGACUCGCAUCACUUUGACGCCGACGCGUGGUCGGUGGUGACGCCUCGAGCGGGUGACGUCAUCAUCGCCACCGCGUAUAAAUCUGGCACGACGUGGAUGCAACAGAUCGUGUCGCAACUCGUGUUCGAGGGCGCGGCCCCGGCGGCGUUGGGGGAGCUCUCGCCGUGGGUGGAUCUGCGCGUGCCCCCGCGGGAGGUGAAGCGAGGGAUGAUCGAGGGAUUGCCCUCGCCCCGGAUCUUGAAGACGCAUCUUCCGACGACGGGGUUGGAAUACGACGAAAACGCGAAGUACAUUUACGUCGCGCGGGACGGCCGCGACGCGUUCAUGUCUUUGAUGAACCACUAUAAGAACGGUAAUGAAGCGUUUUACGGCGCGCUGAACGGCCCUGGGUUAAAGGGCGCACCUUUGCCUACGUGGGAAGAGGCGUGCGAAGGCGAGGGCGACGAGAAACUUCGCGCGCUUUUUGACAAGUGGCUCAACACGCCGUGGGGCCAGCACCCGUGGGAAGAAGACGGGUGGCCUUUCUGGUCUCUGUUCUAUAACAUGAAGACGUGGUGGGACGCGCGCGAAUCCAAGAACAUCAUCUUCGUGCAUUUUUCGGAUUUGAAGAAGGAUUUGAAGGGUCAGAUGCGACGCAUUGCGAAGUUUUUGAACGCCCCGAUCGAUGAAAGCAAAUUCGAUGCGCAAGUCACAGCGUGCACGUUCGAGAGCAUGAAGGGUAACGCCGCGAGCGUCGCGCCUCUCGGUGGCGCGCUGUGGAAGGGCGGUGCGGAGACGUUCAUUAACAAAGGUACCAACGGCCGGUGGAGGAACGUUCUAACCAAGGAACAAGUCAAGCAGUACGAGCAGGUGGCUGAGAAACGGCUGGGUAAGGACUGCGCAAAGUGGCUCGCCAACGGCGGCGAUAUGAACGGCCGUGGGUGCGUGAUCAUGUGA